Messenger RNA from Marmota flaviventris (yellow-bellied marmot), 3144 nucleotides. It is a transcript of the gene Crygs, whose product is annotated as crystallin gamma S. The record is from RefSeq and is a predicted model, not a curated record. Gene Ontology annotation, molecular function: structural constituent of eye lens. Lineage: Eukaryota; Metazoa; Chordata; Mammalia; Rodentia; Sciuridae. Gene Ontology annotation, biological process: visual perception; lens development in camera-type eye.
CAAAGCAUCUGUUUGGGUAAAUAGUUAGUCCAAAACAAAGUGAAUUGAGUUUAUGGAUUAGGGAGUUUAGAACCUAUACAUUCCUUGAGAAGUUAUUUGAUUUCCUAAAGAUCUCUCUACAGGUAAUAGGAAAAGCCUCACAUGCUCAGGAUCAGUUCUGUUCAGCAUCAAAGGAUAGCAUUGCCUUGUUGAACAGAGCUGGCUGUGCAAGCAGGGAGACAGUAGAGGAAAAUAAAAUGAACCGUGCAUUACUGAACUUGAUGCAGCUGUCUUGUAACUAGCUAGUGACCUUAGGCAAGUCCCUUCUUUGUAACAACUGUAGCAAAAGCUUAUUGGCAAUUAGGAAUCAAGUAUUAAACCAAGUGCUUUGUAGACAUCCUUUUGGGCCCUCAGAACACCCCUCUGCAGUAUAAAUUGUUAUCUCGUUUUGCAAAUGAAGAUGUUUUAGAAAGGGUUCAAUGCCCUGUCCCAGGUUCCUGAACUGGUAAGUAGUGGUGCUGGAAUUUUUUUCUUUUCAUUCAUGAACUCAGGUACCAUCGAUCUCUAGUCUGCUAUGCUAAAAUGAAGAAAGGAGCAGAAAAACAAAAAUUGGGUGAGAAGAGAAAGGAGAUGAUUCUUCUAGUAGGUGAGAAGGGGAAAAGGAAGUUUUUAGAGAACAGGAUUUACAAGAGUUGAGAAUAAUGGGAAAGGUAGGGAAAGAUUAAAGUAGAAGGUGGGUAUGUUGGUAUGUUUCUAUCUAGAAAGAAACACCCCAGGUGGAAAAGGAUAUUUUAUGCCCUUUGCAAGUCAUUUUUUUUUUUCCUCAUUCAUUCUCUGCACCUAAUAGCUCACCAAAUCCUAAAUUUCUUUUGAUUGUUUUCCCAUUGUAGUUGCAUUGCACUUGGUCCUCAUCAUCUCUGCACCUCCACCCCCGGCCCCUAGCAACCAUCUAUUUCCAGGCACAAACCACUAAUGUUCGGCUUCCACAUGAGUUUCAAGGGUAUUGAUUCUAGCUUGGCUCUUGUGUCAUUUCUCUGGCAUUUCCCCCUGAUUCUUAAUCAUAUAUUCACUAUGCACUAGAGUUAACUACUUAUUGUCCCUACAAUAAGCCAUGUUAUUCCCCUCCUUUACUCUGCUGAACAGGCUUAUCUCUCUUCCUUUGCUUCUGGAAAACAUCUAGUUUCAAUCCUCUGCUCAAGAACUCAAGACUACCUGGCCCUGUUUAUCUGAAAUUACUCCUUUGGGUUCAUUAAAGCAAAUUAGCCACAAGGUGGCAGCAUAAUUCCAAGAAAUUAGCCACUCAAAUCAUGACACUUGUGCAUUCAAUCCAAAUUCUAACCUAAUAUUGAUCUUAGAUUUGGAAUUAAUUAUUAAGCAAAAAGGAAAAAAAAACAACAGUCCAUUUUUGUUUAAAGAGUUUUUCAGAAAUUACUUGAUAAAUUCCUAAGUGUUCUUGGGAGCUGUCUUCUAUUUCAGCCAGAACUAUGCUGAGUUGUUUUAUAGCCAGGACUUCCAGUCUCUCUAGUCAUAUUAUUUGACAAAUGGAAAGCUGAAGCCCAGAGAGAUGUUUGCCCUAAUGUAUGUUGGUGGUGGAAAAGCUGCCCUAGAACUGAGCCUUCUUAUUUCUGGUUUCCAAGGGUUGCAUGCUUUUUAGUGCUAUGAGAGACUUACCCCAGACGCUGUGGAAGAAAUUUGGUAAGACUUUGAAGCAAAGAAUGCUCUUGCCUUGUCAUUUCGUUACUUUACAGCUACCACAUUGGCAAGAAACUAAUGUAGAACAUAUAAUGUAGUAUAUUUUAAUGAGUGUUUGCUCUAUAGUCUUUUAAAAGAAGCUCUUGAAAGUUAAUCUAUGUUUUUAUUAAUCUGUGUUUCUGUAUACAUCUUCCAUAUCACCUACCAUGAAUCUCUGUAUGUGGAACUUAGUCAUAUUUAUCAAACAUUUUUUGAAUGCUUGGCAAGUGCUGGGCUCAGGGAGCCCAUAGCUUAAGUAAGCCUUGGUUCUUGCCCUUGGAUGAAAUCUAGAAGGAGUCGGAUGGGAGCAUGGACAUAGAAACGGACAGUUUACAAUAUAAUGUGAUAGGUACAGAAAGCUGUGGGAACGUGAAGAAGAAAUGAACUUGAGUGUGAAACUGCUGGUUUAUGUUAGAGCUCUUUUGUCUUUUGCUUCAUUUUUAAGUGUUCAGAAAGUACUUCUUCCUAUUGUUGACAACUAAGAUUGUUUGCCAGAAACCAAAUGUUGUGAGGUAAAGUAGAACUACAAAUACUGUCUCCUCUGAGUUGAGAAGAAAGGAAUUUUUAAAGUGGGCAAGAUUUUUUAAUUUUUAUUUUAUCUAUGAAUAAAGCCACCCAACUCCUCAGUUCUUCUAUUUAUUUGUCCUGUACUUCAGAUCACUUUUUAUGAAGACAAAAAUUUUCAAGGCCGCCGCUAUGACUGUGAUUGCGACUGUGCAGACUUCCACGCAUACCUAAGUCGCUGCAACUCAAUCAGAGUGGAAGGAGGCACCUGGGCUGUGUAUGAAAGACCUAACUUUGCUGGGCACAUGUACAUCUUACCUCAGGGAGAGUACCCUGAAUACCAGCGUUGGAUGGGCCUCAAUGACCGCCUGGGGUCCUGCAGAGCUAUUCAUCUGACUAGUGGAGGCCAGUAUAAGAUUCAGAUCUUUGAGAAAGGAGAUUUUAAUGGUCAGAUGUAUGAAACCACUGAAGACUGCCCUUCCAUCAUGGAGCAGUUUCACAUGAGAGAGAUCCACUCCUGUAAAGUGCUGGAAGGUGUCUGGGUUUUCUAUGAGCUACCCAACUACCGUGGCAGACAGUACCUCCUGGACAAGAAGGAGUACCGGAAGCCCAUCGAUUGGGGUGCAGCUUCUCCUGCUGUCCAGUCAUUCCGCCGCAUUAUGGAGUAAUGACGUGGAUGGGGCCAUAGGUUUUUUCCUGAGGGCCAAAUACUGGCUGGCCUCGUGGUCAUAAUAGGCAUCAUAAAUAAAAACAAUUGGCACGCAUCCCACUGCUGACUAUAAUGCCUCUUAAAUGCUUUUAGGAACUAGCAUUGUAGUGCCCUGCCACAGUGGGCAGCCAACCAAAGCAACUCAUCCAUCAGAUCACCAGUUUAGAUCUUUGUGUCAAACAAAAUGAGACUGCAUUAAAAGUUAGAAAAUCAUACUGCUA